This is a messenger RNA of Darwinula stevensoni, 5073 nucleotides long. The record is from the annotation of a GenBank genome assembly. Lineage: Eukaryota; Metazoa; Arthropoda; Ostracoda; Podocopida; Darwinulidae.
UUCCCCAUUUUCAGUUGAGAGGAGUGUGAAUGGAUGCGGGAGUGGGGUGAUUUCACUCGGCAAGUCUUCGCUCAUCAGUGUGAAUCUAGAAGACAAAAACCUGCGUGGAGAUGUGGGCUCGUGCCCUUGUGUUCGUGCUUCUUGUCUCGUGUUCGUGGUGCCAGGUGGCCGGGCUUCGCUAUCGCAGGGAUGGUAUGGAAACGCCGACGGAGAUCAUCUACGCGAAAGCGGGCGAGAACGUGACGCUGGCGUGCCCCGGCCUCACCCGUCAGAGUCUCAUCCUGGCCCUCGGCUGGAAGUGCCGUGGUUGCUCCACGGAUGUCCACACGCUCCCCUCUCCCUCGAAGGAGGUGAAACUCCUGGAGUUCGAGGGGGACUCCAGCAAGCUGUGGAAGGAGAGCCCCCGGUUGAGCCUCCUCACCUCGGAUGCCCAUAGCCUUCAUAUCGAGAGGGUCAGCCCUGGGGAUUCUGGCGACUAUAAAUGCCUGGUCAACAAUCGACCUCGACCUCAGGCGAUCAUGCGUCUCCUCGUACAAGAUGUGCCAGCACCUCCAGGUCAACCGUUGAUCACGGGCUUCAACUCCAGAGCAGUUGAUCUCUCCUGGGCUCCCCCUGUCUCCUCCCACAACAGCCCCAUCAGAAACUACGUCAUCCAGCGGAGGGUGGGAGAUAUGGGUUCGUGGGAAGAGGAGAGUAAGCUGAAGGUGCCGUCGGAGACGCUGGCCGUGGAGAUCAAGGGCCUGGAUCCAUUCACCGUCUACAGCUUCCGAGUGAUGGCUGUGAAUGCGAUGGGAAUGAGCCCUCCGUCACGCUCUUCCUAUCCCAUCAUCACUCUCCGGGAACGGACCCGGAAAUUCGAGGCUGGGGCUUUUGCCUUCUUGGCCAUCUGCCCCAGAGCUCCGAGCGGGAAGCCGACGAUAACGCUGGCGACGAACGAGAGUUCCACGUCCGUGUUGCUCCGUUGGGUCCCGCCUCCGAGUGCGAGUUUGCACGGGGAAUUCGUCGGCUAUCGAAUUGCCUACCGAAUGAGGGACGAGCCGGAAACGAACACCCGGGAAGUCGAAGUUCUCGAUCGGAGCGUUCGGGAACAUGUCCUGAGUGGUCUGAGACCCUUCACGCAAUACAUGGUGUCCUUGCAAGUGUUCAACCCGGCGGGGAAAGGACCAGCAGCGUCCGUCAUCGUCAUGACCGACGAAGGAGUGCCUGGACCCCCAGUUGACCUGAGCGUGUUGGAGAUCGGCGACACGUGGGUGCGACUUCGGUGGAGUGCACCCGUGACCCCGAAUGGGAUCCUCCACGGUUACCGAGUCUAUUUCAUACACAACAAUUUCACGGACGCCCGAACUCUAAGGCUGGAGGAGUUGAAGGAUCAGCCCAAGUCUAUCGACUACGCCUUGGAAGGACUCAAGCCGUACACGGACUACGAGAUGUGGGUGAAAUCGUUCACGUGGAGACACGAGGGCGAAGCGUCGAAGCCGACGGUGCUUCGGACGGACAUCGGCGCCCCGGGGGAGCCGAGGGUGCUCAACUCCACGUGCAAAGCCCCCAACUCCCUCCUCGUCUACUGGGCCCAGCCGGCCGAGAUCCACGGGGACAUCAAUUUCUACUACGUGACGUAUCUGGGAGAGAGCGAGGCCGAGGACUUCCACUACGAGGAGGAGGUCAUGGUCGCGACUUCCCUGGAGAACAAGGUUCACUCGCUGUUGUUGGGGAAUUUGACUCCCGCGGUGUACCACGUGAGAGUGGCGGGAGCCGCGCGGAGCCUCUUCGACCCGAGCGUCCUCCGAAGGGGUCCCUUCUCCGAGCCGAAAGGGGUGGUGGUGACCCUGGACUGCUCGUACCAGGGGGUGGCCGCGGACUCGAGCCCCUCGUUGCCGCUGUCCUUCCCGUUGAGCCCGACGCUGCUGGCAGGGGCCGUGGCCGGGCUGCUCGCCACGAUCCUCGCCAUCCUUGCCUUCCUCAUAUGGAGGCGGAACCAGAAACCGAGAGCAAGAGGGCAGACGACGGCGAAUGGAGGGCAGCCGUACUCGAAUGGGAAGCCGGGCACGGGGGGAUCGGAGAAAGGGGUCGGGCUCGGGGUCGGAGGUGAAGAUGCGGCGACCGCGUCCAUCCCCGUCGCUUUGUUUCCGGCUCACGUGGCCCAGUUGCAUGCGGACGGUGGGCUCGGAUUCACCAAGGAGUUCCGUGCCCUUCAGGACGCCACCGACGUCCAUCUGACCGCGGACACGGCGGCGCUGUUCGAGAACAAGAGCAAGAACCGUUAUCAGAACGUCCUGCCAUAUGAUCACUCGCUGGUGAAGCUGAAGUCGACGUCGAAGCGAAGCAAGGGGGAGUACAUCAAUGCCAGCUACGUGGACGGUUGGGAUAAGGACAAAGCUUACAUCGCCUCCCAAGGACCUUUGCCAGGGACCUUCGGGGCUUUCUGGCAGAUGGUUUGGGAGCAGAGAACUGCCACGAUCGUCAUGAUCACGAACCUCAUCGAACGAGGACGGCUGCUCGUGCUGGAUAUCAAUUUCCUCUGUGAGGGCUCCCCCGUCCCCUUAAUUGCAUAUUUGAAUCCAAUGUCCUCCAUCAUUCCUCGUCUUCUUUGUCCUCUCCCUUUUCAUUGCUGCACAAAGGAGACGGAAUUGGACGAUGGAAGUAACGAGGAGACUUCCCCGCUUCUUCAGAAGAAGUGCGACCAAUACUGGCCCAGUGAAGGAAGCCAAGUGUACGGUGGGAUCCGAGUGAAGUCGACGAAAGAAGUCGUCCGGGCCUCAUACACCAUCCGCCAUUUCACCAUCUCCAGGGCAACCGGGAAGCUGCGAGGCGGUGGAGGUCGAGAGAGGAGAGUAGAACAAUGGCAUUUCACGGCCUGGCCGGAUCACGGCACUCCAUCCCAUCCUCUCCCCGUCAUUCGAUUCGUCCGCAUGUCCGUGAAGGCCAAUCCUCCUGGUGCCGGGCCCAUACUCGUUCACUGCAGCGCUGGGGUGGGUCGGACGGGGACGUACAUGGUAUUGGAUGCGAUGCUGAAGCAGCUGGAUAGCGAGAACGCUCUCGGCGUCUACGAGUUCCUCCGUCGCAUCAGGACCCAGCGACCGUUCUUGGUGCAGACGGAGGAACAGUACGUGUUCCUCCACGAGGCUCUCCUGGCCGUCGUCCAGUUACGUCCGUGUCCGCUCGACUUCACCUUGCAGGCGCUCAACAAACACGUGCAAACGCUUUCUUCCUCGCCCGAGUCUCAGCUUCUGCAGCAUUUCAAGUUGCUUCAGAGUUUCCGCCCCGUGGAUGCAGAAGCGAGUGCGGCGCUGGCCACGGUGAACGCGGCCAAGAACCGGCACUGGGAGUUCAUCCCCUUGGACGAGAGUCGCGUUCACCUCAGCCCCGACGCCGGGGUCCCCGGCAGCGAUUUCAUCAACGCCAGCUGGCUGACAGGUUUCACAUCGAGUCGUGAGAUGAUCAUCACGCAACAUCCGCUGAUCGAGACCCUGAGUACGUUCUGGCAGUUGGUCUGGGAACACGACGUCUCGACCAUAGUCGUCCUGGAGACACCCACACAGGGUUUCCCAGCAAUCUGCCCCGAGCAGGAGAGCGAGCCGAUGGAUAUGGGUCGCGUGGAAGUGAGGCUUCAGUGCCCGGCUUCCGUGGAGGAAGGGACUGGGGUGACGAGUCGCCGCCUGGUCAUCGGGCCGCCUCCCCCGGGGGACACGGAAGGCUCUCACCAGGUCACUCUCCUGGAAUUUCCGUACCUGGAGACGAGGGAUCCGACGCCGCUGCUGCAGAGGAUCUCGGAUGCUCCGCUGCCGAUUCUCAUCGUCGAUCGAUACGGUGGGCGAGAAGGCUGUCUCUUGGCCUGCCUCCACGCCCUCAGACAGGAAUACUUGUCCGAGAAUUCGGUUGAUGUGUUCCUUCAGGCCACUCUGUGUCAGCAGGCUCGACCGAACGCUUGGAAGAGACCGGAGGAUUAUCUGGUCCUGUGCAAAUGCCUGGCAGCCGUCCUCAGCGGAGACACGAAAUCCUGGGCCGAGAACUUGAAGAGCCGACCGAUUUCCUCCUACUCGGAACCGGGGUUCUCGGCCACGGAGUCUCCUUGGUCGUGGGAUCAACAGUGCGUGUCGUACAGCACGGUGAGGACGCUGGAUCGAGGUGGACCGAAGGGCCUCGGCAGGGAAUCGGGUCAACUGGGCCAUCACCCGGCCGUCCUCUACGCCACCUUCAAUCGUCACGGGCCACCGUCCUACUACGAGACCCAGUUGGCGCGGAGUUACGCGGCCGUCGUCUCCGAGGUCCAGUAUCGGAAACGGUCGAGUGAGAUCCGGGACCGGGACGUGUCGCCGUCGCAGAGCGACUGCAGUGUGGUCACCGUGUUGAACGCCACCGCGACGACGGGGGGGACGGCGACGACGACGGGUAGCCUGACGACGGCGACGGGUGGCCUCCUGCGCACUCCGCCCGAGGGCAUGGAGGCCGCCUCCAUUCCCUUCUUCGAUGUCAAUUCGCUUCCCGAAGAAAUGGUGUGAUAAUAAUAAUUAUUAUUCUCUUUGUUUCCACCCCAUCAUACGCUUGCAUUCACGACGAUGAAGAAGAGAGAAAAAAAAAGACAAAGGAGGAAAGGCUCGACUGUGAUGUUUUCCAAACUAGCCCGUAGCAUUUGCAUUCUCUGGCCGUAUUUAUUUCUUCGUGAUUCAUGGCCGUGUACGUGUAAAUGAGAACGGUGUGCGUCUGGGAUCAAGUCGCUGGGAACAAUGUUAUUAUAAUUUUUUUUUUACCCGAAUACCCCCAUGUUUCACGAGUACAACGCUUGUCCAACGCCGAAGACAGAAGAAAAAAAUUCGGUUCUAGUCAAGCCUGGAUUUGCUCAAAGAGAAGACCACCGGAUUUCCGGCUUUGUUUUUCUGUCAUUGGCCUUUCUCCGUAUCACUGUCAUUGUGGCUGCGUGUAUAUGUGUGACAAUGAUGUGCUGCCCCCCCCCCCCCCCCCCCCCCUCUUUCUCUCAUUUCGCCCCUUUCCAUCCAGAAUGACAUCUAAUUUAUCUGGCUGCACAUUUAUACGUCCUUGUGAUUUAUACCAAAGACUUGGCAUUUAAUCCCUUGA